AUGCAUAUUGUGGAUACUAGGAGACCUAUGUGGAGGGAUGUAGCUGUCUUGAGUCAGAAUAUCACAAGUAAUUGGCUAGUUAUGGGAGAUUUUAAUUCAGUUCUCCUCCCUAAUGAAAGGCAUAAUGGAAAUGCAGUAACUGAUGCUGAAACAAGGGAUUUUGAGGCUUGUGUUGAUAAUUCCAACCUAACAGAACUGAAGAGUUGUGGGAAUUUUUACUCUUGGAGUAAUAAGGGGCAAGGAGAUUUAAGGAUAAGCUCUAGGAUAGACAUGGCAUUUGGUAAUAUUGACUGGCAUAGUACCUUCACUGAUGCAAUUAUAGACUAUGUGAACCCUGGUUUAUCUGAUCACUCACCUCUGGUGAUGACUUGUAAGUCUCAUGUGGGGGGAGGAAGUAGGCCUUUCAAGUUUUUUAAUUACAUGGCUGAGCAUGAUAGUUUUCUUUCAGUAGUUAAAAAGGGAUGGGAAGUUCAGUGUCAUGGAACUGCCAUGUUGAGAGUAUGGAGUAAAUUAAAAGCAGUAAACCACGGAUUGAAAAACCUGCAUCAUAAAGAAUUUGCAAAAUUAGAUGACAGAAUUGAGCUGAUAAGGGGAGAAUUAGCUAGUGUUCAGUUACAACUGGCAGCCACUCUUACUGAUUCAUCCCUGCAAACUAGUGAGAAGAUUCAUAGUGAGAAACUCAUGAAGUUCUUGCAGAUUCAAGAGUGUGCUUAUAAGAAGAAAUCAAGAAUUAUGUGGCUUAAAGUUGGAGACUCCAACACAAAAUUCUUAUUUAGUGCAAUGAAAGAAAGGAAAAAAUUGACAACUAUUGAGGAAAUCAAAGAGGAGGUUAGUAGUUUUUACAAGAGUCUGAUUGGUACUGCUGCUUCUACUCUGGAGAGUAUUGAUGUGAACAUUGUGAGGAAGGGGAAGCAACUAACUUUUGAUGCUGCUGAAAGGUGGGUGCAGCCUGUUCUUGAUGUAGAGAUUGAUAAUGCCCUCAAAGAUAUUGACAUCAUCAAAGCUCAAGGGUUAGAUGGUUUAGACAGUUUGUUUUUCCUCAAAGCUUGGAAUAUAGUCAAAUUAGACAUUUAUGAGGCAGUGAAGGACUUUUUUAGGACUAGGCUGAUCUCCAAAAUUCUUACUGCCAGAAUGCAAGCUGUCAUUGAUGAUAUGGUGAAUUGUGCUCAGUCUUGGUUUAUUCCUGGAAGGGUUAUCUCUGAUAACAUUUUGCUAUCCUAUGAACUAGUUAAGUGUUAUUCAAGAAAAGUAGAUGAAGGAUUUGUGAAGGCUAUUUUUUCUACUUUCAAAAAGUUUUCAACAGCCUCAAGUCAGGAGGCUAAUCUCCAUAAAAGUGAAGUUUACCUUGCUGGUAUUUCUAGUUAUGUAGCAGAUCAUAUUAUGGCAACUAUUGGGAUUCCUAAAGGAACUUUUCCUUUUAAGUACCUUGGAGUUCCUCUCACUACAAGGGGGUUGAGCUUUACUGAUUUUAAACCCCUUAUUGAAAACACUGUGGCCAGAAUUAAGAGUUGGGCAGCUAGGCUGUUAUCUUUUGUCGGUAGACUACAAUUGGUGAAAUCUAUCCUGUUUGGUAUCCAGUUAUACUGGUGCAAGAUAUUUGUGAUGCCUAGGAAGAUUAUGAAGGAGAUUUAG
Molecule: messenger RNA, 1632 nt
Organism: Spinacia oleracea (spinach)
Lineage: Eukaryota; Viridiplantae; Streptophyta; Magnoliopsida; Caryophyllales; Amaranthaceae
Exons: 4
Coding region: 1-1632 (543 amino acids)
Source: RefSeq, a predicted model, not a curated record